AUGGCAGUAAACAGCGACAUUGAUGAAUUAAAAAAAGAAAUAGAAAAACUAAAAUUGGAAAAUGCCAACUUGAGGAAAAACGCCACAUUAUCUGCUAAUACUCAUUUACCAAUAAGCAUAGCUGAAUAUAGUCGGUAUGGAAGACAAAUGAUUUGUGAAGAAUCUAAUGGCAUUGAGGGCCAAUUAAAAUUAAAAAACAGUAAAGUUUUGUUUAUUGGUGCUGGUGGAUUAGCAUGUCCUGCUUUAGCCUACUUAGCAGGCGCUGGUAUUGGUCAUAUUGGUAUUGUUGAUGAUGAUGUGGUGGAAAACUCCAACUUGCAUCGUCAAAUUUUGCAUGACUCCACCAAAGUUGGAAUGUUAAAAUGUGAAAGUGCUAAAGAAUAUAUAACCAAAUUAAAUCCACACAUUAAUGUUACCACCCAUCCAGUUAGGUUGGACAAUUACAACGCAUUUAACAUUUUCAAGCAAUAUGACAUAAUUUUGGAUUGUACGGAUACUCCAAUAACAAGGUAUUUGAUAUCUGAUGUGUCUGUUAACUGUGGUAAAGUUGUAGUAUCUGCAUCAGGAGUAGGUACAGAAGGUCAAUUGUGCAUUUUAAAUUUUGCCGACGUUGGACCUUGUUAUAGGUGUUUCUAUCCAACGCCACCGCCCCCAAAUACAGUAUCUUCUUGUUCGGAUGGUGGCGUUAUAGGCCCAUGUAUUGGUUUGGUUGGUGUAAUGAUGGCUGUGGAAACUAUGAAAUUAAUAUUGGGGGUUUAUACUGUUGAAAAUUUUAAACCGUUUUUAUUACAAUAUUGCGGUUUCCCAAACCAAACUUUAAGAAGUUUUAAAAUGAGGUACAGACAGGCAACUUGUGCAUGUUGUGGAGAUGCCGCACAUCGCAAAAUUUCUCAGGAAAAUAUAGAAUCUGGUGAGAUAAACUAUGGUAUUUUUUGCGGAUCCAAGAAUUAUGAUGUUUGUCAAUCAUCGGAAAGACUGAAUAUUCAAGAUUUUUAUAAUGAUUAUUACAGAAAAGAUCAAAAGGCAAAUGGUCAUUUGUUAUUAGACGUCAGGCCCCGUCAUCACUACCAAAUUUCACAUCUACCAAACAGUUAUAAUGUUACUGUUAAAGAGUUGAAACAAAUGAAUGGUGAUCUAACUCUUUUGAAAAGGGAAAUCCCAGAAGUGAAUAAAGAUUCUGAGAUCAUUGUUAUAUGUAGACGUGGAAAUGACUCACGGUUAGCUACAAGGUUGUUAAAAGACCAAUUUGAAAUACCUAAUGUGAAAGAUGUAAUCGGCGGGUUUUUUAGAUACAUUGAUGAGAUAGAUCCUCAAAUACCAAAAUAUUAA
This is a messenger RNA of Saccharomycodes ludwigii, 1329 nucleotides long. RefSeq names its product Uba4p (gene UBA4). NCBI's taxonomy places the organism in Eukaryota, Fungi, Ascomycota, Saccharomycetes, Saccharomycodales, Saccharomycodaceae. Gene Ontology annotation, biological process: protein urmylation; tRNA wobble position uridine thiolation. The record is from RefSeq and is a predicted model, not a curated record. Gene Ontology annotation, molecular function: thiosulfate-cyanide sulfurtransferase activity; adenylyltransferase activity; URM1 activating enzyme activity. Bases 1 to 1329 code for a protein of 442 amino acids. The transcript has a single exon. Gene Ontology annotation, cellular component: cytoplasm; cytosol.